CCCGAUUUUCUCUCUCUCUGUUCUCUCUCCCUCUCCCCACUCCCAAACCUCUCAAUUCGCUCGCCCUGAUCUCCAAAAUCAAACCUCUAAUUUGCUCGCGUCUCCGGCGAAUUCGACGCCUCAUCGUCGCAAAUUCGCAGGUUCGAUCCCGAAUCCGGCGCUGCUUCUUGUGGUCUCCGGCGAUGGCCACACGCGUCUAGGGUUUUCCCGGCUCCAAACCCGAUCGAUUCGGCGGCGCUUCCGACGAUGGACGGCAACAAUAUUCCCCUCCCCCUUUUGGCAUUGUUCUCGCCUCUCGCCGGUGGUUUCCACCCCCUCGGAGCUCGGAAUCAGUGGUUUUCCGGUUCGUUAUCUCGAGUUUCUUCUAGCGGUUCGCCUGAAUUCGGCGAGGUGCGAUCAAGAUUCGCCAUGGCUAGCUCCGGCGAUGGAGAGAACGGCGAGAACCGCCGGACCGCGACGAGCCCGGCGAUCCGUCGUCGAUCGACGCGUCCUCGGUGGAGUGCGGGCCGAGCUCGAGGGUUUCGAGGGGGGCAGCCGAGGAGAUUGGGAUGGCGGAGAGGCUGACGGACGUCUUCGGCGGGGGAGGCAGCGGAGCGAUCGGGAGGAUAGGGUUCUGCAGGCGUUCGAUAAGCAAGUGGUUGGGGCCUGCCGUGCGGAUGAGAGAUUGAAGCCGUUGUUGAAGUCGAGUGGGUCGAGUAGCGCGGCUAAGGAUCGGUUGUUGGCUCACCUCAGUCGGCAUUUCGAGCCUGCGGAAGUUGGAAUACUGGCCAGAUGCUUUUGCAUGCCACUUGUUUCGAUUCGAGUUGGCAAGAUAGACAAGCAAAGGACUCUUCUUUGCCCCACAUCAACAAGGAGAUCAUGUUGUCAGUCUUCUUUGCAGGCAGCUAGUUUAAAAUAUUCUAGAUAAAAGUAUUUGACACAUAUUGAUAUACUAGUAAGUUUGUGUAAGUAAACGUCAGAUGCUGGACCGUAAUAGUUUUUUUGUUUUCUGAUGUAGUUCUCUUCUUGUUGGAAUUUUUUUGGAUACAUAUGGAUAUAGGUAUUAGUGGCAGUAAUAUUGGCUGAUGGACAGUAGUUUAUCUUUACCCUACUAUGCUUUCUUCAUAAUGGGAGAUUUACCCUCUUGACAAUUA
This is a messenger RNA of Syzygium oleosum, 1133 nucleotides long. RefSeq lists its product as uncharacterized. The record is from RefSeq and is a predicted model, not a curated record. The transcript is spliced from 3 exons. The coding region runs from base 425 to 907 and encodes 160 amino acids. NCBI's taxonomy places the organism in Eukaryota, Viridiplantae, Streptophyta, Magnoliopsida, Myrtales, Myrtaceae.